Molecule: messenger RNA, 4205 nt
Organism: Setaria italica (foxtail millet)
Lineage: Eukaryota; Viridiplantae; Streptophyta; Magnoliopsida; Poales; Poaceae
Product: putative multidrug resistance protein
Exons: 6
Coding region: 148-3930 (1260 amino acids)
Biological process (GO): transmembrane transport
Cellular component (GO): membrane
Molecular function (GO): ATP binding; ABC-type transporter activity; ATP hydrolysis activity
Source: RefSeq, a predicted model, not a curated record
CUAGCUAGAUCAACCCCUCUCACAUGCUAGUAGUCAAAGAAAAAUGGCGUCAACGUCACAACUCAGAAUCCAAGUCAUACUAGUUCAGUAUUUUUGCAGCGCACAUUGCGGGUUAGCCCAACUAUAAUAAAAUUGCCGUGUUCGGUGAUGCCAGCGAGCUCUCCAGACAUGGAUGGAGAGGCAACCGAGAAGGAGGCCGCGCCGGCGCCGGCGCCGCCGCCAGCAGGGGGGUCGCCGUCCAUGUCGGUGUUCGCGCACGCAGACAAGGUGGACGUGGUCCUGAUGCUGCUAGGCCUGGUGGGCGCUGUGGGCGACGGCAUAUCGUAUCCACUGACGUUGAUCCUGUUCAUUCGCAUCACCAACGACAUUGGCCACGGCCCCGACCUCCUCCAAGAGUUCAGCUCCAGGAUCAACGCGAGCGCGAGGAACCUCGUCUUCUUGGCAUUAGCUUUCUGGGUCAUGGCGUUCCUAGAGGGUUACUGCUGGGCGCGGACGGCGGAGCGGCAGGCGUCGCGGAUGCGGGCGCGGUACCUCCAGGCGGUGCUCCGGCAGGACGUGGAGUACUUCGACCUCAGGACCGGCUCCAUGUCGGAGGUGGUCACCGGCGUCUCCAACGACAGUCUCGUCAUCCAGGACGCGCUGGCCGAGAAGCUCCCAAACUUCGUGAUGAACGCCGCCAUGUUCCUCGGGUGCUACGUCCUCGCUCUCGCGGCCGUGUGGAGGCUGACGCUGGUGGCGCUGCCGUCCGUGCUGCUGCUCGUCGUCCCCGGGAUCGUCUACGGCCGCAUCCUCGUCGGCAUCGCGCGCCGGAUCAGGGAGCAGUACGCGCGCCCGGGCGCCAUCGCGGAGCAGGCCGUGUCGUCGGCGCGCACCGUGUACUCGUUCGCGGCGGAGAGGAGCACCGUGGCGCGGUUCGCCGCCGCGCUCGAGGAGUCCAUGCGGCUGGGGCUCAAGCAGGGGCUCGCCAAGGGCCUCGCCAUUGGCAGCAAUGCCGUCACCUUCGCCAUCUCAGCGUUCACCCUCUGGUACGGCAGCCGCCUCGUCAUGUACCACGGCUACCAGGGCGGCGCUGUUUUCAGUGUCUCCAGCGCCAUCGUCAAUGGCGGCCUGGCGUUGGGGUCGGGGCUGUCGAGUGUGAAAUACUUGUCAGAGGCAAUCUCGGCGGCAGAGAGGAUCCAGGAGGUGAUCCGGCGGGUGCCCAAGAUCGACUCGGGGAGCGACGCCGGCGAGGACCUGCCCAAUGUCGCCGGCGAUGUGGAGUUCAAGAACGUCGAGUUCUGCUACCCAUCGCGGCCGGAGAGCCCCGUCUUGGUGAGCUUCAGCCUGCGCGUGCCAGCGGGGCGCACCGUGGCGCUGGUUGGCAGCAGCGGAUCGGGGAAGUCAACGGUGAUAGCACUACUGGAGCGUUUCUAUGACCCAUCAUCCGGGGAGGUCCUGCUGGACGGCGUCGACAUCCGGCGGCUGCGGCUCAAGUGGCUUCGCGCGCAGAUGGGGCUCGUCAGCCAGGAGCCGGUGCUGUUCGCGACGACGAUACGGGAGAACAUACUGUUCGGCAAGGAAGACGCCACCGCGGAGGAGGUCAUCGCCGCUGCCAAGGCUGCCAACGCUCACGACUUCAUCGCCCAGCUGCCGCAGGGCUACGACACCCAGGUGGGUGAAGGGGGUAUCCAGAUGUCCGGAGGGCAGAAGCAGAGGAUUGCUAUUGCCAGAGCAAUCGUCAAGUCACCCAAGAUCCUUCUCCUGGAUGAAGCCACUAGUGCAUUGGACACGGAAUCAGAGCAUGUUGUGCAAGAGGCGCUUGACCUAGCCUCCACGGGGCGGACUACUAUUAUUAUUGCACAUCGCCUCUCAACCAUCCGAAAUGCAGACAUGAUCGUCGUCAUGCAAUGUGGUGAAGUCAUGGAGCUAGGCUCCCAUGAUGAGCUUGUUGGCAAUGAAGAUGGCCUCUACAAAUCGCUUACUCAACUUCAGCAAACCAGUUACUCGAGUGAGGUUGACAAGGCCAAUGGAGUCAGCAGUGCAUCUUUUGAUGUCGGGCAGUCCAACAGCCACAAUAUGAGCAGGAGGUUCUCUUCUGCUAGCAGGCCAAGCUCGGUUCAGUCGCUGGGUGACACGAGAGACGACAACGCCGAGAAGCUCACCCUUCAUGCUCCGUCCUUCAAAAGACUACUUAUGCUUAAUGCACCAGAGUGGAAGCAGGCGGUGAUGGGCAGCUUUAGCGCAAUUGUGUGUGGAGGCAUCCAGCCUGCUCAUGCAUAUGGCUUGGGGAGUGUUGUCUCUGCUUACUUCUUGACAGACCAUGCUGAGAUCAAGGAAAAAACAAGGACCUAUGUGCUCUUCUUCGUUGCUCUUGCAGUGGCAUCGUUCUUACUAAGUAUUGUACAGCACUACAACUUUGGUGUCAUGGGGGAACGUCUCACCAAGAGGAUAAGAGAACAUAUGCUCACAAAGAUCCUCACAUUUGAGAUUGCAUGGUUUGACCAUGAAGAGAACUCCACUGGUGCCAUAUGCUCGCAGCUUGCUAAGGACGCCAACGCAGUCAGGUCACUUGUGGGAGACCGGAUGGCUCUAGCGAUCCAGGUUGUUUCUUCCGUGCUUGUUUCCUGGACUAUGGGUUUGGUUAUCGCUUGGCGCUUGGCCGUCGUAAUGAUAGCAGCGCAACCACUAAUCAUUAUUGGCUUCUACGCUCGCCGUGCCCUACUGAAGAACAUGUCCAAGAGAUCGAUAAGAGCACAGUCCGAGGGCAGCAAGCUAGCAGCGGAGGCCAUCUCCAACUUCCGGACCGUCACUGCCUUCUCAUCCCAGGAUCACAUCCUACACCUCUUUGAGGAGACGCAAGAUGGGCCGCGCAAGGAAAACAUUCGACAAUCAUGGUUCGCUGGCCUUGUCCUUGGCACCUCCCUGUUCAUCAUAACAUGCUCAUUUGCCCUCGAUUUUUGGUAUGGCAGCAAGCUGAUGGUUGAGCGCCGCAUUACUGCCAAGCAACUCUUGCAGACCUUCAUUAUCAUAGUGAUGACAGGGCGUCUGAUUGGAGAGGCAGGUAGCAUGGCAACAGACCUUGCUAAGGGCGCUGAUGCAGUUGCCUAUGUGUUUGCUGUUCUUGAUCGGAAAACAGAAAUUGACUCUGACAAUCCUGAGGGAUACAUCCCGAGUAAGCUUAAAGGUGAGGUGGAAAUGUUGGAUGUUGACUUUGCAUACCCAUCCAGGCCAGAUGUGAUCAUCUUCAAAGGAUUCUCCUUGAGCAUACAACCAGGCAAGUCAACAGCGCUCGUUGGAAAGAGUGGCUCCGGUAAGUCAACCAUCAUUGGGCUUAUCGAGCGAUUCUACGACCCAACUGCGGGGGUGGUGAAGAUUGACAGUAGAGACAUAAGAUCUUACAAUCUCCGAGCCUUACGUCAACAUAUUGGGUUGGUUAGCCAGGAGCCAGCACUGUUUGCAGGUACGAUCAAGGAGAACAUCAUAUACGGCACAGCAACUGCAAGCGAGGCAGAGAUUGAGAGUGCAGCAAAAUCUGCCAAUGCACAUGACUUCAUCAGCAGCCUCAAGGACGGGUACAACACAUCCUGUGGCGAGCGAGGGUUUCAGCUAUCGGGAGGGCAGAAGCAGCGCGUAGCGAUCGCUCGCGCCAUCCUCAAGAACCCAGCCAUCUUGUUGCUGGACGAGGCCACGAGCGCGCUGGACAGCGCAUCCGAGAAGGUGGUGCAGAAGGCACUGGACCGGGUGAUGGUUGGAAGGACAAGUGUAGUGGUGGCACAUAGGCUCAGCACUGUCCAAAACUGUGACAAGAUCGCCGUGCUAGAGGGAGGAAGAGUUGUGGAGGAUGGCACGCACGCAUCCCUAAUGGGCAAGGGUCGUUCUGGGAUGUACUUUGGGCUGGUCAGUUUGCAGCAGGGUGCAACCGGCACUGAGAUAUUCGCUUCACAAGAGUAACACAUGCAUUCAGAAAUUGCAGACCAUUGAGAUGACUUGCCUCUUUUCUCUAUUUGCUCACGAGAUGUAUUGCCGUUUGAAUUUAAACGGCAACUGAAGAUAGGGAACCCUGAAAGCCGAGCUUUUCUUAAAUGACUUUGAGUGCGGGGUUGUCCUUUCCUAUGUUUCGAUUUCCAUGCCGAGUUCUUACGCAUGCUUAACCAAAAUUUAGCGUAGUCCUUAAAAGUAUGUGAAGAAUUUUGAUUACUAAUUCAAAUUUGAAUCUCUGUUUUCUC